AUGGAGGCUGCUAGGGGUCUAGUGGUGGGUUCUCACAACAGGAACGAAGUUGUAGUCAUUUGUAACCAUGGAGAAUUAUGGGAGAAACCAAUAUGUGAGCAGUUAAAGGGGCAAGUGUGCAGCUUAUGUGGAGAUGAGGUUGGAGAGACAGAGGAGGGAGAGGUGUUUGUGGCGUGCAACGAGUGCGCAUUCCCUAUCUGCCGGGCGUGCUAUGAGUAUGAGCGCAGGGAAGGAGCCCAGCUCUGCCCUCAAUGCAAAACCAGGUUCAAACGCCUCAAGGGCUCUGCUAGAGUAGCUGGUGAUGACGAUGAGGAUGGCCUCGAUGACCUUCACAAUGAGUUCGCUUUCACAGACCAACAACCUCUGCUCACUCCCCAAAUGCCACAUUUUGAGCAUACUCCUCCUCCACUUCCAUGGACUGAUUCAAGCCUUGUAGCUGAAACUAAAUCCCCUGAUCCUUCAGAGGAUUUGGCGGUUUAUGGGAAUGGUAGAAUAGCAUGGAAGAAGCGGUUGGAGAGAUGGAAAUCGAGGCAACUUCAUUUACAUAGAACCAAUGACAAGGGUGAAAGCGAUGAUGGCAUUGGCAGCAGUGCAAAAGGAGUUGCAGAUUCACCCUUGAGGGAUGAAGGCAGACUUCCGUUAUCAAGAAAAUUGCCAAUUUCAGCGAGUCAACUUAAUCCUUAUAGGAUGAUUAUCAUCAUCCGCUGUAUAGUUCUUGGAUUCUUCUUCCAUUACCGGAUCUUGCAUCCCGUAAAUGAUGCUUAUACAGUGUGGCUUGUAUCGGUUAUCUGUGAAAUUUGGUUUGCGAUUUCAUGGAUUCUUGAUCAGUUCCCAAAAUGGCUGCCGGUCAACCGGGAAACCUUCCUGGACAGAUUGUCCUUAAGGUAUGAGAAUUCAAAGGAAGGUGAAGGUUCGGAACUGCCAUCAGUUGAUAUAUUUGUGAAUAGGGUGGAAGAAGCCCCAUUAGAGACGGCUAACACAAUAUUAUCAAUACUAGCUGUGGACUAUCCAGUUGAGAAGGUAUCAUGCUAUAUUUCUGAUGAUGGAGCUUCCAUGCUCACUUUCCAAGUCUUGUCAGAAACAUGCCACUUUGCUCGCAAAUGGGUUCCUUUCUGCAAGAAAUUUAACAUUGAGCCAAGGGCUCCUCACUCUUAUUUCUCCGAGAAGAUGGACUAUUUAAAGGACAAGGUCUUCCCUGAAUUUAUUAAGGAAAGACGAUCUAUCAAGAGGGAGUACGAGGAAUUCAAAGUUGGGAUAAAUGCUUUAGUUUCUAAAUCACAAAAGGUUCCUGAUGAAGGCUGGAAAAUGCAAGAUGGGACACCAUGGCCUGGAAAUAAUGCCCGAGAUCAUCCUGGAAUGAUCCAGGUAUUCCUAGGCGAAAUUGGUGGAGAUGGCAUCAAGGGAAAUAAUUUACCAUGUUUAGUAUAUGUGUCUAGGGAGAGAAGGCCUGACUUUGAUCACCACAAAAGGGCAGGUGCAAUGAAUGCACUGCUUCGCGUCUCAGGUGUUCUGAGGAAUGCCCCAUACAUCUUGAAUCUGGAUUGCGGUCAUUACAUAAACAAUAGCAAGGUUCUUAGAGAAGCAAUGUGUUUCAUGAUGACUGGUAAAAGAGUUUGCUAUGUGCAAUUUCCUCAGAUGCUUGAUGGACAUGAUUAUUCCAAUAGAGACACUGUGUUUUUUAACAUCAACAUGAAAGGGCUGGACGGGAUACAAGGGCCGACGUACAUGGGGAGUGGAUGCGUGUUUAGGAGAUUUGCAUUUUACGGUUCCAAGAGGCAUGGGACUUGCAACUGCUGGCCUCACAACUGGUACUGUCACACUUGUCUUUCUCCAAGAAAGAAAAACAAGCUUCAAAUUUCAACUACCAAGAGGCCUGCAUUUGAAGAUGGAACGAUUCAAGUGCUUGAAAGUGAGAGAUCAAUGGAGCAUAAACUAGAGAACAAAUUUGGGCAGUCUCCAAUAUUCAUUGCAUCAACACUUGUUGAAGAGGGAGGAACUGUAGAAAGUGUAGGAAGCUCUACAUCUUUAUUGAGUGAAGCCAUUCAUGUGAUUGGAUGUGGAUAUGAAGAGAAGACAGAUUGGGGAAAAGAGGUUGGAUGGAUGUAUGGUUCUAGUAGAGCAAAAGAUAUGUUGACAGGAUAUAAAAUGCAGUGCCGCGGAUGGCGAUCCAUCUAUUGUGUUCCUCGGAGACAAGCAUUCAAAGGUCCGGUAGUAAGCAGUGGUCUGCAUCAAGCAUUGUGUCAUGCAUUUGGUUCAGUUGAGAUCUUUUUAAGUAGGCAGUGUCCACUAUGGUAUGGGUAUGGAGGUGGUCUCAAAUGGCUCCAGCGCUUCUCCUAUAUCAAUGCGACGAUAUACCCAUUCACAUCAAUUCCAUUACUGGCUUACUGCACUCUACCUGCCGUGUGCUUACUCACCGAGAAAUUCAUAACUCCCGAGGUCGACAAUGUUGGGAGUAUGCUGUUUUUGUCACUGUUUAUGUGUGUUUUUGCAACAUGCAUGUUGGAGAUGAGGUGGAGUGGAGUUGGGUUUGGCGAGUGGUGGAGGAAUGAGCAGUUUUGGAUGAUGGGAGGUGUUUCUUGCCACCUCUUUGGUGUGUUUCAGGGAUUGUUGAAAGUUGUGGCGGGAAUAGAAAUAGAGACGAUUGGUGUUGAUAUGGUGCUGCUGAUUCCCCCAACUACGCUUUUAGUAGUAAACGUGAUUGGAGUUGUUGGUGGAAUUUCGGUUGCUUUUAGCAAGAGUUACGAGUCGUUGGGGCCUGUGUUGGGGCGAUUGGUGUUUGCUUUGUGGGUGAUAGCGCAUCUUUAUCCUUUCCUCAAGGGGCGUGGGCGUGAGCGUGGACGUGUCAGCACCAUCGUUCUACUAUGGUCCAUACUAGUAGGCUCUAUAUUCUCCUUGCUUUGGGUACGAAUUGACCCAUUCAUGCCCAACCCAGAUGCCCCUUCGCUCCAAGAAUGUGGUUUGGACUGCGUUUGAAUCUUACAUUGCCUUCACAUCCAAAUUUUACUUGGCUCAAUUUUAUUAGGAACUUAAUCACUAGAGUCUAUGGGACUUCUUUUUUUGUGCAACUAAGUUUGCAGGCAUGAAUUUUACCAAAAUCUUCACUAUGACUACCUUUGUUAAUCUCUGCAAAAGUUACCUUAAAAUUUAUCUUCAUCCAAAAUAAAUUAAACGGCACAUCAAAGCCUUCUUCUAUC
Salvia miltiorrhiza (redroot sage) is the source of this 3194-nucleotide messenger RNA. Its product is annotated as probable cellulose synthase A catalytic subunit 3 [UDP-forming]. The coding region runs from base 1 to 2973 and encodes 990 amino acids. Gene Ontology annotation, cellular component: trans-Golgi network; plasma membrane. Gene Ontology annotation, biological process: cellulose biosynthetic process; plant-type primary cell wall biogenesis. The record is from RefSeq and is a predicted model, not a curated record. The transcript has 11 exons. Lineage: Eukaryota; Viridiplantae; Streptophyta; Magnoliopsida; Lamiales; Lamiaceae. Gene Ontology annotation, molecular function: cellulose synthase (UDP-forming) activity.